CCCAAAGUGCCACUCCCCUCCUCUUACGAUCUUGCAUUCAAUCCUCACAUCUGUGAAUGUUUACAAGCGAAACGACCACGUGAAGCCGCCACUGUUUUUAUUUUUCGCAAAAUGGACGAGGAACAAAGUAGCACCUUGCAAUUCCAUGACAUGGAACUGGAUGAGCGGCUGCUGAAAGCCAUCGCAAAGCUCGGAUGGACUGAGCCCUCUGCCAUUCAAGAAGAAGCCAUUCCUCGCAUGCUGGAAGGUCAAGACGUGCUGAUCAAAGCCCGCACUGGCUCUGGAAAAACUGGUGCCUUUGCGGUUCCAGUCAUUCAGAAAAUUUUAAACGCUAAGCAGAGUGGAGCGACGGAACAGGCUAUUCGGGCUCUCAUCCUUGCCCCUUUCAGAGAGCUGUGCAAGCAAAUUAACGCCAACAUUGCCCAACUAACUUGCAAAUGCUCUAAAGAUGUCAAAUCACUCGAUAUCUCUCAGUUGGAAAGUGGAGACACGCAGCGGCCCUUGAUUUCCAUCGAGCAGCCUGACAUCAUCGUCGCCACACCAGCGAAGGCCCUGCUGCACCUAAAGAAUAAAAGCAUGAAUCUGGACUACAUGGAAAUACUUGUGAUUGACGAAGCUGACCACAUUUACAGCGCAGGCUACGACGAGGACAUGAAGGCAGUGCUCAAAUUUUUGCCUAAGGUACACCAGUCUGCCCUUGCGAGCGCUACACUUUCUGAUGACGUCAACGAACUGAAGAAGCUGGUGGCCCUCAGGAGGCCGGCCAUCUUGAAACUGGAGGAGCCCGAAGUGGCACCCGCAUCCCAGCUCACUCACUACCACAUCGGUGCAGAGGAAGAAGAAAAGGCAGUCAUCCUUUAUGUCCUUCUCAAAUUGCAUUUGGUCCGUGGAAAAACGAUCGUCUUCGUCAACACCGUCGACAGGUGUUACAAACUGAAACUAUACCUGGAGCAGUUCAACAUUCCCACUUGCGUGUUGAACUCUGAACUCCCAGCUGCCUCGCGUUGCCACUCAGUGGCGCAGUUCAACGAGGGCCUGUAUGACAUCAUUAUUGCCUCUGACGAAAAGAAAUUGGAAGAACCAGAAGAGGCCACGACCUCAAAGGGUAAAAAGGGCACCAGGAAAAAGGACAAGGAGUCCGGGGUCUCCCGAGGAAUUGACUUCCAAUUUGUGUCAAAUGUGAUCAACUUUGACUUCCCUAAAGACAUCAAGCCUUAUAUUCACAGAGUCGGCCGUACCGCCAGAGGCAAAAACAAGGGCACUGCUUUGUCAUUUGUCAGCGUGAACGAGCGGCCCUUGAUGGAAAAGGUGGAGAGCUACCUCAGCAGUGGCCUCAACGAACCUGUGAUCAAAGCUUUCCAGUUCAAAAUGGAAGAGGUCGAGGGUUUCAGGUACAGAGCCAGAGACGCCUGGAGAGCGGUGACCAGAAUCGCUGUCAGGGAGGCCAGGCUGAAGGAAAUCAAGCAGGAGAUUUUCAACUGCGAAAAACUUAAAACCUUUUUUGAGGACAACCCCAAGGAUCUGCAGUCCCUCAGGCACGACAAGGCUCUGCAUGUGGUCAAGAAGAUGCCUCACAUGGCUGAUGUCCCCGAGUACCUGGUUCCUCCUACCCUGAAAAGGUUGGCCGGUAUCUCUUCUCGGAGGAGGAAGUGGAGGUCGGAUGUAGCUACGGCAAACAGGCCCAAGGCGGCGGAGCUGAAAUUCCAGGCCAAAAAGAAGAAUCCUCUUUUGAGUAUGGAAUUUGCAGGAUUCGGCAAGAAGAAAGCUAAAAAAUGAUUUGUUCAUAUAUGGACGUUUUGUAAAUAAAGUAAAAAUCUAAAAAUUUAA
This is a messenger RNA of Cloeon dipterum, 1827 nucleotides long. It is a transcript of the gene Hlc, whose product is annotated as putative ATP-dependent RNA helicase DDX56. The transcript has 2 exons. Lineage: Eukaryota; Metazoa; Arthropoda; Insecta; Ephemeroptera; Baetidae. The coding region runs from base 112 to 1776 and encodes 554 amino acids. Gene Ontology annotation, molecular function: nucleic acid binding; RNA helicase activity; ATP binding. The record is from RefSeq and is a predicted model, not a curated record.